AUGAAAAUCAUGUCAAAUUGGGUGUUUCAAAUUCUUUUGCUUAUGGUUUCCCUCACGGUACAAGCAUCAGGAGGUGCACCACGAUUUGCACAGCCUAACUGCGCUGAAAAGUGUGGGAACGUCACCAUUCCCUUCCCCUUCGGAAUAGGAACAGGGUGUUUUUGGGAUGACUGGUAUGAGAUUGUCUGCCAGCAAAGCCAAACGGUUCCCAUACUAAAUAAGACUGGAUUGAGAGUUCUCGACAUUUUACUCCCCAAUUUCACUUCAGUGUUGUUGUAUGGCAUGAUAAAGGUCAGUCUUCCAGUGAUUAACUCAACAAGCUGCCAGGGCAGUGGAAUUAUUCAGCCGUUAAACUUGGAAGGAAGUAAAUUUUUCUUCUCCCAGACAUGGAACGUCUUUGUAUCGGUCGGUUGUAACACCGAGGCAACAGUGACUAAAUCAGAUGGUAAAGUCUUUAGAUCGACCGGUUGCAGGUCGACAUGUAAUGGAACCAACACCAACAUUAGGCGGUACAGUGCUUGCUCCGGGUGGGACGGAUGCUGCCAGACUAUGCUCCCCUAUAGUCUUCAGUUCUAUAGUGUGGAUAUCAAAGAAGAAGAAGGACAACAGGGGUGCAAGUACGCUUUCCCCGCAGAGAGAUCUUGGUUCUCGAAGUCGGACGUUACAGGUUUAUAUGAUUUGAGAUUGAAUGGUACGGUUCCAGUGGUGCUGGAAUGGGGGAUCCAAAACGAUACCAGCCAUUCAAUUGGGCUUCGCAAAAGCUCGAAUAAUUCUGAUGUUCUCUCGUGUUACAGGAUUAGUAGCUUGUCAUUUUUGAUGUGCUCUUGCAGAGCGGGGUAUCAUGGUAACCCUUAUCUUAUUGGAGGAUGCCAAGAUAUUGAUGAAUGUGAAGAUUCAAGUAAAUGUCCCGGGAUAGGCUCGACUUGUGUGAACAAACAGGGCGGCUUUGACUGUAUUGAUGGUAGAAAGACAGCCAAAUUCAUUCUUAUUGGGGUUGGGGCCGGCGUUGGGGCACUACUUUUAUGUCUUUUCUUAUGGAGGUUGUACAAAUACAUCCAGAAGAGAAAAGAAAUCAAGCUCAAAGAGAAGUAUUUCAAACGCAAUGGUGGUCUUUUGUUGGAAAGUGAACUAUCUUCACCGCAAGUCAAUGUUGAGAAAAGCAAAUUGUUCAACUCCAAGGAUUUACAAAAGGCCACUGACAAUUUCAAUGAGGAUAGGAUCCUUGGGCAAGGUGGGCAGGGUACCGUUUACAAGGGAAUGUUAACGGAUGGAAAAAUAGUUGCGAUUAAGAAAUCAAAAGUGAUAGAUGAGGGAAAAGUCGAACACUUCAUAAAUGAAAUCCUUAUUCUCUCACAAAUCAACCACAGGAAUGUGGUUAAGUUAUUGGGGUGUUGCUUGGAGACGGAAGUCCCGCUUUUAGUAUAUGAGUUCAUACCAAAUGGGACUCUAUACCAACACCUUCAUGACGCCAAUAAAGAGUUUCAUGUAUCAUGGGACACACGUCUACGAAUUGCAACUGAAAUCUCAGGAGCCUUGUUUUACUUGCAUUCAGCAGCCUCUAUUCCCAUUUAUCAUCGAGACAUCAAGUCCACCAAUAUCCUCUUGGAUGAGAAAUAUCGAGCAAAAGUGGCAGAUUUCGGUACUUCAAAGUCUGUUUCCCUCGAUCAAACUCAUGUAACCACAUUGGUGCAGGGUACUUUCGGCUACCUAGAUCCCGAGUAUUUCCAAUCAAGUCAAUUCACAGACAAAAGCGAUGUGUACAGCUUUGGAGUUGUCCUUGUUGAACUCUUAACAGACCAAAAGCCAAUCUCGUCGCUCAGGGAGCAAGAAGGAAGAAGCCUUGCAACCUAUUUCAUAAUUUCGAUGGAGCAAAAUCAGUUAUUUGACAUUGUGGAUGCUCGAGUUUUGAAAGAAGGUAAGAAGGAAGAGAUUACAUCAGUUGCUAACCUUGCAAAAAGGUGUUUACACUUGAAUGGAAGGAACCGACCUACAAUGAAAGAAGUGUCACUGGAGUUGGAGAGGAUAAGGAAGCUCCAAAAUCCUUCGAGCAUUCAGCAAAAUCAAGAGGACUGUGAGGCAACUGAAUGUUAUGCUGGUGCUUUUCCUUCUCGCAAGUCAAAUGUUGAUAUGGAUGUCAUUGCAUUUUCGGAUGGGCAGCCACUCUUGCCUAGUGAGACGUGGUGA
Messenger RNA from Eucalyptus grandis, 2184 nucleotides. Its product is annotated as wall-associated receptor kinase-like 22. The record is from RefSeq and is a predicted model, not a curated record. Gene Ontology annotation, cellular component: plasma membrane. Gene Ontology annotation, molecular function: ATP binding; polysaccharide binding; calcium ion binding. Lineage: Eukaryota; Viridiplantae; Streptophyta; Magnoliopsida; Myrtales; Myrtaceae. The coding region runs from base 1 to 2184 and encodes 727 amino acids. The transcript has 3 exons. Gene Ontology annotation, biological process: protein phosphorylation; cell surface receptor signaling pathway.